AUGAAUGGCGAUGCAACUCCGGAACGGAAAAGUGCUUCCAUCGGGCAUCUCCAUUCCCCUGAAGCGCCCUAUGAAGAACGGGCUUUCGAAAUCUCAAUCCCAGACCGUAAAAGCGCUUCCGUCAAAAGUUUCUUCAAAAACCGCGAAGCCCUCAUCGCAAAAGAAAAAUCACAACGCAGUGACCAUGAAUUCCGCCAAAACCUCUCCCCCAUCGCCCAAAAGGCCUGCCUUCUGGCCGGAGAACUUCGUGCCCGUGAGCUCGAAGCUUUCUGGUCGACGGCCCAGAACUCAGAGCUUGAGAAGCAAGAGCUCUUCCCGGGCAUGAUUUUCAACCUCGCUAAAUCCCACAUGGAGAAGACCUCAUUGUGGAAAAUCUGCCAAAAGAUGCCAAAAGGCGCGCUGCUUCAUUGUCAUCUUGGGGCCAUGGUGGAUUUGGAGUGGGUUAUUGAGACUGCUAUUGAGACGGAGGGGGUUUGUAUUUGUUUACUGGGAGGGGGGUUGGUGAGUAAGGAUGAUGUGAGAGCAAAGGCCGAUGUGCGAAUCCUGUUCCAGAAGAACGGGAAUGCGGAUGGGAGUUCGAUUUGGAAGAAAGGCUACGUGAGUGAGACUUGGGUAAGCUUGAAGAGUGCAAGUGAGCGUUUUCCGAACGGGGGCAGGGAGGGGUUUGUCCAGUGGUUGAAGAGCAGGUGUACGAUCACGCAGGAGGAUAACGUGGCUCACCAUCUGGGCGUGGACGACAUCUGGAGGAAACUGCAGGGCGCGUUCCAAACCAUUGCGCCGAUUGAGUUUUACGAGCCCAUUACGAGGGGAUUCAUUAGGAGGUUUUUACAGACAGUGAAAGAGGAUGGGGUGAAGUGGGUUGAGAUGCGGGGUAUGAAUCGCAAUUUUCGGCUGGAGGGGGAGCAUGAACACACGGAGAGGAGACUGGAUUUGGUGAGGGUCAUAGAUGAGGAGAUUAACACUUUCGUAAAAAGUGAAGAGGGCAAGGGCUUUUGGGGAGUUAGGUUGAUUUGGGAUACAUUGCGGAGCUUCAACACCAAGACUAUCAUCGAAGAUAUGAAAUUUUGCAUCCAAGCAAAGAAGAGCUACCCUCACCUCAUCUCAGGCUACGAUCUCGUCGGGCCUGAAGAUGAUGGCCGGACUCUGCGCGACCUGACGCCCGAGCUCAUGUGGUUUCAAGACGAAUGUGCCAAAGAAGGAGUCAAUAUCCCAUUCUUCUUCCACGCUGGAGAAUGUGUCGGAGACGGCAACAGCACGGAUCAAAAUCUUUUCGACGCGAUCCUGUUCGGCUCAAGAAGAAUCGGGCACGGCUUCUCGCUGUACAAACACCCGCUCCUAAUUGACAUGGUGAAAGAGAAAAAGAUCCUCAUCGAGAGCUGUCCCAUCUCGAAUGAGGUAUUGAGAUACACAGCCUCGAUCAUGUCCCAUCCGUUGCCGGCAUUGUUGGCAAGAGGCGUCCCGGCAAGUUUGUCGAAUGAUGACCCUGCUUUGAUGGGACAUGAUACUUCCGGCAUGACGCAUGAUUUUUGGCAGGCGAUUCAAGGUUGGGAAAACCUGGGGCUGGCAGGACUGGGUUCACUUGCUCAGAACAGUGUGAAAUGGUCCAAUUUCGAGAAUCAAGAUACACAAACAUGGCUAGAUGACAUCUCUGCUGGUGUCAACGGAACCGGUAUUCGCGCGAAGAGAAUCAGGGAAUGGAAUAAAGAGUGGGAACAGUUUUGUCUGUGGAUUGUGGACGAGUUCGGAAGUUUGUAG
Hyaloscypha bicolor E is the source of this 1755-nucleotide messenger RNA. Its product is annotated as Metallo-dependent hydrolase. Bases 1 to 1755 code for a protein of 584 amino acids. Gene Ontology annotation, biological process: adenosine catabolic process; inosine biosynthetic process. The transcript is spliced from 5 exons. NCBI's taxonomy places the organism in Eukaryota, Fungi, Ascomycota, Leotiomycetes, Helotiales, Hyaloscyphaceae. The record is from RefSeq and is a predicted model, not a curated record. Gene Ontology annotation, molecular function: adenosine deaminase activity.